ACAAGGGUGUAAAGUUGUGGUGUAUUCCGCCAUGUUGACACCGUCGGCGGUAAUCCGAAAACUGUUUGGACCUCUCUUCAAGGAAAGUGAAUAGGCCCUCUGAACAACUAAAGGAUUUUCACGGAGUUGCUGUAAUCAAAAGAUGUCAUACACUAAUGCUAUCGCUCUUUAUGACUACAAAGCUACACAGAAUGAAGAGCUCUCCAUAAAAAAGGAUGAGAAACUGGUCAUUCUUGAUGAUAGCAAAUCUUGGUGGCAUGUGGAAAAUUCAAAGCGGGAAACUGGUUAUGUCCCUUCCAACUAUGUAAAAAAGAGCAAACCCAAAAACUGGUUAAAAAGUCUAGGACCUGGAAAAUCAUCAAAGGAAAAUGGAGCCAUGACUUCACCAGGGGAAUACUUUGUUCCACAGGAUGUUCUAAAUGCUUUCGAAACUGUGAUUGCUAAAUUUAAUUUCCAGCCGCAACAUGAUGAUGAACUUGUAUUGAAGAAGGGUGACAGAAUAACUGUUCUUGAAAAGAAAGAAGAUGGUUGGUGGAAGGGGAAAAUUGGAAAAGAAUCAGGCUGGUUUCCUUCCAAUUAUGUACAUGCAGAAGAGAACUCAAAAGUGACUAAAUCUGUCCCAGAUAAACCGGUACUUCACAAAGUGAAGACACUGUACAACUUUGAUCCGAAAAAUCCCGAAGAGCUUAGUUUUAAAAAGGAUGAAAUUCUGGAUAUAAUUGAGAAACCCGAAGAUGACCCUGAAUGGUGGGUUGCGAGAAAAUCAGAUGGUUCUUCGGGACUGGUCCCCAGCAAUUAUAUUGUAAAUGUAGACAAUGAUGGCAAAAUGCCAAUGCAGAAUGUAGAGCCAGCAGCUGACAACAAGGGACCGGGAAAAGCUAUUUUACCUCAGCAUAAGAAACUUCCAUUUGUUGACGAGGCAUGGUUUUGGGGUAAAAUCACAAGGGUUCAGGCUGAAAAGAUGUUGAAUAAAAAUGCAGCUGAUGGAGAUUUUCUAGUAAGGGUUAGUGAAACUCAGGAGGGAGGAUAUUCAGUGUCCAUGAAAGCUCCAGACAAAAUCAAGCAUUUUAGGGUAAAUUUUGCAGAUGGAAAAUAUAAAAUUGGUCCACGAAGCUUUGACAGAGUGGAAGACUUAAUAGAACAUUACAAGAGAAAUCCCAUUUUUACAGAUGACGCUGGUAACAAGAUGUUUUUGGUGAAGCCCUUUGAGGAUGGAUCAUAGUAUAGUAUCUGAAAAUUUCACAAAGUUUAGAACCAGGCAAGAAGCAUGAUUUUACUUGGUUGAUGAAUAAUUGAUGUCUUUGAGACUCUGCAGAGGAAAUUUCUAUUGUGAAAUUGCUAUUACUAAGCAGACAUUUCCUGUAUUGAAGUGAAGUGUUUAGUCUGCAAAAAAAAAUUGUACAAAUUACAAAUUAAUCCACAAAAAUUUGAAGAGUAUUGUGUAUACCCUGACAUUAUGCAGCAGGCAAUCCACAAGAGAAUUAAUGAUGAGGGUCGAAAUUACCUUGAAGAUUUCAUACAUGUUGGCACAAUUUGUAGUCAAAGCUCAUUGAUGUCAACAGGGGGCUAUCAAACGUCUGCCAACAGGCUGAACAUUUUGGUGAGACAAUGUUGAAACAUGUCAAUGAACAUCUGAGUUAACGUCAUUUUAGGACUCUUUGACCGAAGAUACAGCAAGUAUUCAAAAUAUUUAAUAUUUAGUUACAGUAAAUCGGGUUUUGACAUGCCUGAAUUUUGAGAAAAAGCAAGUUGAGCCUUAAAUUCCCACGGUGAAUUUCUCUUUACAAUAAUGGUCAGACUAGUUAUGAGAUUAAAGAAAAGUAUCAAUUAGAGGAUUAUUAGUUGAUCAAAUACCAAAUUCUCUGAACUAACACUGAUAAGAAUUGUAUGUUAGAAAGCAAGGAGAAUUACUAAAAUGAGAUCAUGAGAGGUCAAAAGGGCCAGCUUGUUAAAGUGUAGACUAACUUGGCAAACAAAUUCAGUGAGGCUCGGAAAUUUCUAUGUCCGUGGGUAUAGAGAAAGCUGAUUAUGGCGGUAGUGUCAGAGGAUGCUGAAAAAUUAGUGGACAAAGACUAAUUUAAGUGAAUUGAGGUUUCUUAAAUUCUUAGUGAAAUUUAGAUGUGGCCUUCAAUUAAGAUGCAAUUAAGAUAGAAUUAAGAUAUUUCAAACUAGUGUUAUGAGAGGGCAUUAGUUUGAUCAAGUUGUACAUAUACACGGAGCUCAUUGCUAUGUGAAUAGAGCAAGGCUCAAGAUCAGAACUGAUUUUUUUUAAUUGCAUUUUAAGAAGGUCACUUAAGGUCCCAGUAGGUUGAAAGGCAACUCUGGAAUUGGAAAGAAAGUUAGAAAAUGAAAUAGGUACAGUAGCGAAAAGUUUAGGGGAUAAGAUUGCUGGAAUGUGUCUUUAGCAAGUACUGUAAAUUUUAAGUGAAGUGUGUGUUAAAAAUGCAAAAGGUGAGGGGACUUUAGUUUUAUAUUAAACAAUCUUUUUGUACUCUGAAGACAUAGAUUAGGAAUACCACUAGACCAUUGUAUACUCUUUUUUUUAGUAAUAAAUUGAUAGUUUUGGUCUGGUAAUGGUAGUUUUCCAUACUCUUUUUAGGCCGAGGGUUACGUAGCACUAUCUUCUUGGGCGAGGUGAUUACACAAUACAGACUGAAGAAUUUUAAUUCACAAUGGUCACCAAAUACUUUCUGGUGUAUUUAACUCUUGAGACUCCAAGAGGUGAUUAACAUGUAACUUCUCUCUGUAAUAUUCAUACGUUAUCCAGUAGACAAGUUAAGAGAGUACCCAAACUACUUAUCAGGUAGAAGUUUUAAACUCAAUCUGACACUAAAUUUUUGUAACUAAUUUACAAGGAAAUGUUUGGUAGCUUGAGGGGAGAAUUCACCAUCGGAUCUUGGGGAGUUAGAGAGGUUUAAGAAGUAAAUGAAACAAGUAAAUGCUAGUGAUAGUUACUGCUAAUCAAAUGAUUUUGUUGGCAAUUUCCAAUGUAUAUGCAGUAGUGGUUUUUUUCCAUGACAGAAAAGAGCAAUUGCACAUUCAUUCCAAAUUGCUUUCACAAUCAUUUGAUUAUUUGACAGUGAUAUAUUCAAUAAUUACUAUCUUCAUUAAAUUUUAACUGUACAAGGAAUUAGCUGACUUCUAUGCAUACUAUUACUCGAUUAUUUUUGCAAUUAACUCUACCAAAACAUUUCUCGGUUUCUUGAGGUUCUGUGAAUAUUGUCACACUAUAUUGUGCAACUCUUCCUGUGGAUAAUUGGGUCUCAUGCAUAAAGUGUAAGUUUUUUACCAACCUACAUAUAUCCAGUACAUGGUUUAUUUGAAGGAAUGUAGGUUUACAAGCCAAAUGCUAUGUACAAUGUAUAGUACCAAAGAACAUUUGAGAGAGGGCAAACAAUUUUUCAAUCUUUAAAUUUGCUUUAAUUUAUGCAUGUUCUUUGUAUUUAUUCAAAAACUUUGGCUGAGAAAAUUAGUUAUCUUUUACCAUGAAGUAUUGUUUAAUCAGUUGUAUAAAUAGUGAUUUUGAAAACGUAGCAGUUAGUUCACGUGUCAUUCCUGGACAGAUAGCUAAUCAAAUUCCAGCUAAAUGACUUGUUAGGUAACAAUGGAAACUUUUGGAGAUUAGUGAAGUGUAGAUUAAACUAAUUCUUGUUAACAACUCAGUUUACAAGUCAUAGGUUCUUUUUUCAGUUAAAUCAAUUGGUUGCUCUACAAUAUGGAUUCCAUGUCUUUCUAGAUUUGUAAAGAUCAAUUGUGGUUCUGUAUCUUUUAAUCUUUGAACUUGUAGUCUGAUUGCACAGUUGAGGGUCGUCCUCAGAAGGAGUUUUUUGUUGGUAGUUGUACCUGAUGUCCUAUUAACCGGGUAACAUCCCCCACCAGGGUUGUGGCAUUGCCAGUUGCUACAACCAAGAACCAUCCUUUGCAGGACUACUUUCAGCUGGAGGUCAAAACUCUUAGUUUUCAUAAACUCUACUCUCGGAAAAGUUAUCUUUUCAGAACAGACAUUUCCGCUGAUAAAAAUUCUUGCAUACUCUUGCUAAAGAGAGGCAAUUCUUUGAGUAUCAGACAUCAGUUAGUUUGCAGAAUUUCUCUGGAUGCUUAUCCUUAGCUUGAAAGAACCUUGGUAUUAAAAAAGGACAUGAGUUGACUGAUUAAAGGUUUGAAACUUU
Messenger RNA from Stylophora pistillata, 4169 nucleotides. Its product is annotated as SH2/SH3 adapter protein Nck1. Gene Ontology annotation, cellular component: cytoplasm. NCBI's taxonomy places the organism in Eukaryota, Metazoa, Cnidaria, Anthozoa, Scleractinia, Pocilloporidae. Gene Ontology annotation, molecular function: signaling adaptor activity; receptor tyrosine kinase binding. The record is from RefSeq and is a predicted model, not a curated record. Gene Ontology annotation, biological process: cell migration; ephrin receptor signaling pathway.